GUGUAGAGGGGCAGGGAAACCGCCUGGGUUUCAUUUCCUCUCAUAUUAUUGAUAUCAGUAAAGACUGUUUUGAUGUAAAAGAACACAUUUAAUCACAUAAUUAUAUACAUUUGGACCAAAUCUGUAGACAAAUGCAAGAGCAGGAGGUGUGAGAGUUGGGAUGUACUAUAGAACCAGAGUGAGGGACAUAUGUAACUCCCAUCCCAACUCCAUCCUUCUACCUCUCAAAUAAAUAAAUAAUAAAUCAGCUUUAUUUACAAAACCAGAUGACUACAGACUGGAUGAAGGAGACAUUUAUAAAGGCUAGUCUUUCAAAAUAGAAGUUAACUUACUGCUGCAAGUUCAUCUGAAAUAUCAGAGCAGAUAAUUAGGCUAAUCAGUUUCAAUUUUGACAAUUAAUUAAUCUUUUUGGUCUCAAGUUCACAAAUGUGAAAGGUUGCUUGCUCUUCUGUUUUAUAGCUGGUCGUCCCACAUGUGCCCACAGACAUCUAUCUUUAGCUCCUUCGGAGGUGAGCCAGGUUGCAGUGACAUGGUAAUAUUUUUUGAGUGGUACCGGAUGGCCGUGGACCAGAAGAGCAGCAGUGGUUUGCCAAUGACUGGUGAAGACACUGGUUUGGGGGCUUUGGCCUCACCACUGGCAGGGUAUUUGGGAAAAGUUCAGGAAAGGGCUGCUUCACUGGAGUAUUGUCCUUGGUGUAUUUCGAAGGGCUUGACCUACGCUCUGCGCUCUUACCACAUCAACCUCCAGGAGUCAAUCACCCUCUGCACAAACCCACAGUGCCUUUUCCCUCUGGUCAGCCAGCCCUUGGAGGAUGUUUUGGCUGGCUUAAAUCCUGUGAAGCCCACUGUUGGGAACAAAAGAAAAAAUGCCUUGGCACUGGAAAAGGAAGAGUCGAUUGGACCCGUACAAAAACGCCUGCGAUCAUGUGACCUUGAGAGUCUUGGGCCACAAAGUAUUACGGACACACUAAUCGGCAAAGCAGAGCUUGGUGCUGUAAACGUUGUCAGUAAUGGCCAACAUGCAGCACCCAAGACCGACGAUGAGAAGUCAAAUGGAUACAGGGAGUCUCCGGUUGCAGAGACAACAGGACGGGAGUCACUACAAGAUGAUGAUGAUCUUCUGGACAAGGAACCAGAGGAUGCUGCUUGUACAGAUGGUUUUGCUCCUCCUACAUGCUUGACACCAGCUGGACACCUGCAGUGCUCAUCAGAAGCCUUGGUGACCGUUGAUGGAGAUGAACCUGCCUCUUCUCCUCACCGUGGUGCAUCAGAGGCACUGGACGACUUGAGACAGGUGAAGAGUCCUCCUGAGGUGCUGAACAGACGCUGCAGUCUGGACUCCAAUCAGUCCCUUUUCACAAAUGAGGACAUUUAUUCAAUUGAAAUCAAUACAUCAUCGUCUCCGCACAAUGAGCAGACCGCAAGGACAGAACAGAAAUCACUGCCUGCAGACAUCACCGCAUGUAAGGAUAUCAAGUCAGAAACUGAGGAUAUGACCUCGACCACGAUAACGGAGUCAGAGGAGCUUGUAUCUGUUCCCAGUCAACUUUUCUGGAGGAACAGCGACAACCUGUGUUGGUUGGACUCACUGCUUGUUGCUUUGGUGAACUGUAAGAGCUUGAGAAAGUGUAAACCUGAAGAUGAACCUCAGUGGUCGUCUGUCUGGCAGCUGAUGAGAGGAUAUGAAGACGUUUGUGCUGCCAUCCAAGUCCAUCAACAGACCGGCAGAGAUGGUGUGGUGAGGGUGCCACAUCAUGUGCUACAAAAGGCCAAUGCGGACCUACAGAGGCUCAGGAUGUCGAGCUUCAAACUAUUGCAGCCCAAGCUGCACUGCAAACUGGGUCAAAAUGAAACUCCGGUAUUUGCCAUGCCGCUGCUGCUAAGGAUGGACUCUUGGGUGGAGCCUCUCUUCCAGUCGACCUUUCACUGGGAGUUCAAGUGCAGCGAAUGCAAAACCGCCACGAAAGAAAGGGUUGUGAAAACUCUCCCCACCUUCACAAAUGUUUUGCCUGAUUGGUGCCCACUUGAUGCGGUCCACUUGGCCCCGUGCAAUGUGUGCCGCCAGAAGAAUCAGAGGAGGACUAUGGUGCUGGAGAGCGUGCCUCCAGUGUUUGCUCUGCACUUUGUAGAGGGACUUCCUGACAACGAUGUCAGAAUCUACACCUUCACCUUCAAGGGCAAACGCUACUCCGUCACCACUGUCAUACAGUACAACCAUCAACUCAAACACUUUGUCACCUGGAUUUGUAAUUCUGAUGGAUCGUGGCUGGAAUAUGACGACCUGAAACAUCCAGACUGUCAGACCCACCAAAAGCUCUCGAUCCCUGCUCAGGAGAUGCACCUCGUCUUCUGGGAGGUGGAGGAGGAUAAAGACCCUCGUGCCUGUUCGCCCUCCAGCACGUUCGCUGAAUCUAACCCAUCUAGAAAUGAGAUGAACCCCGGUCGAGGCGACUCGGCAGACGAACCGUUGGCUUGUACUCCCGACCAGUCUCUCCUCGUGUCUCACGACGACACCGACAUCGUCUGUGCCCUCUCUGCAUCUGAAGACGGCAGCAGCAUCAUGGACACGACGGCCGUCGUCGACACAUCGAUAGGUUCCACGACGCUGCUCGACACCUUCGACGGCCUUUCCCUUAAUAACAUCGUUACGCUCACACUGGUGGAAUUAAAAGUUGAUUCAGAAAUGCAGCCUUUAAACGACAACGAACAAACCGAGGAGCUGAGCGUUCCCAGACACGUUGAAAUACUUGACUCUACGCCGGAUAGCUCCUCCGCUGCAACAGGGGGUGAAGUGGCUCACGACCCCGAUGUUGAGCUCGCCACCACCUCCACUUCAUCCGAGGACGGAUCGUCCAGUGAUCCGACAUUCGUGCCCGGUGGCAAGAGAGGACGAGGGAGAGGGAGAGGGAGAGCAGCUGGCAGACAAAAAGUUAAAAAGGCAGCCGUGCCAAAAGCAACUCCGCAUAUUUCACCACCUGCAUCUUCGGGACCCUCCAAAGUAAUCGGUAGCGAACCCGUGACUGCCGCAGCUGCUCCUGGUGACACACCACCUGUUGAAACACCGCAAGCGUCCCCUGUGUCUUCUACAGACACCCCACCCAUGUCCACCGGUCAGAAAAGUCCCACAAUGUCUGAUCAGAACGCUCGCUGGUCCUACCUGCUCAGCAAACACCCACUAAGCCACGCUCACAAGUCGAUGGCUAAACCCCCACCUACCUCAGGUAAAGUUAAGCCCACUCCUCCAUCUCACUCUACGCCCAACCCUGUUAGAAGACUGCAACCUGGAGGACUCUUCCAGAAACCACAGCUCAGGACAGAGAGCGAGGGUCUCCCGCUAAAAGCUGCAGAAAUGUACUGCGGGUUCGGCGCAAAGAGCUCAAACACCCCAAGUCCGCUCCCGUCUCCUGCUCUUCUCAACGGCAAACCAACGCUGCCUCAACUCCUGAAAUCUCUAACGAACACUACAGCGGCGUCUGGCACGUCGCUCGCUGUGCCUGGAGCAACGCGUCUCCCUGAAGUAUUCUCCUCAAAGAAACACGGCAGCCAUUCCUCGAAGCUUCCUCCGGGUCUCAGCGACACAGAAGCCCUCAGGUACAAGCUGAUAAAGAAACUGAAGGCAAAGAAGAAGAAGCUCGCCAAGCUGAAUGAAAUGUUGGGUGGCGCCAGCCUCCGCCCGGACAGCACCGCCCUUAGCUCGCCUAUCACCGUCACCUCCAGCACCUACGACGGCUCCGUCUGCGACGACUUCCUCUCGGACCUGCUCUCGCCGGCGACGACGGCCAGCAACCUUUCGCCAGACAGCACGGGCUUCCUCGAGAUGCUCGCCAUCGGCCAAGACGGAGCAGAACAGUUGGACCGUGGGGUCAACGCAGUGGGUGCGGCGUCACAAAUGAACGCGCCCAACAACGAAAACUUCCUGGAAGAGUUUCUCUCGCAGGCCGUGGCUGAGAGACCGACUGAGAUGGAGACGGAGGCGCUCAGUGCACUUGAACUUUUCAUUUGAUCUGUGGGGGGGGGGGAUAUGUGUUGUCUGUAAGCUCCAAGCACAGACAGCAUUACUUCAUAUCAUGAGGACAAUCAUGCAAAAUGAACUGUUCCACAUGAAGAUGCAGUUUGCAGGUUCAAAGUAGUGAAAUCUAGCUCUGCAUAUUUAUGUUGCUUUUCAUUUUGGUGGAUUAUAUGCAUGUUAACAUGUUGGAUGGAUGACAUUUGUUAACCUUAAAACUCUCUCUGCUAGUUUGGCACUUUAUAGUGUAAAUACUGUACGUAACUGAGUUGUAUGAAGCGAUCGUAUUUACAGCCAAAGCUGUUUGUUUGCUUGUUUGUUUUUUAUUUUGACAAAUUACUUGAAAAUUCUCAUUAAACUUUCACUAAAGUGUCAUUAAAUUAAUACUUUAGAUGA
Sebastes umbrosus (honeycomb rockfish) is the source of this 4402-nucleotide messenger RNA. It is a transcript of the gene uspl1, whose product is annotated as ubiquitin specific peptidase like 1. Bases 473 to 4003 code for a protein of 1176 amino acids. The record is from RefSeq and is a predicted model, not a curated record. NCBI's taxonomy places the organism in Eukaryota, Metazoa, Chordata, Actinopteri, Perciformes, Sebastidae. Gene Ontology annotation, biological process: protein desumoylation; Cajal body organization. Gene Ontology annotation, molecular function: SUMO binding. Gene Ontology annotation, cellular component: Cajal body. The transcript is spliced from 9 exons.